AUGAGCGUGGUGCCGCGGGAGAGCGUGCAGGUGGCGGCGCACAGCAUCGGCAUCGCGAGUCUCGGCGAUGACGUGGCUGCCGCGCUGGCGCCCGACGUGGAGUACCGCAUGCGGGAGAUCAUCCAGGAGGCGGUGAAGUGCAUGCGGCACAGCCGGCGCACCACUCUCACCACCGCUGACAUCGCAGCCGCCCUCAGCCUGCGGAACGUUGAGCCGCUGUUUGGGCUGGCAGCGGCGGACAGUGUGCGGUUCCGGCGGGCAGUGGGGCACAGCGACAUCGUCUUCCUGCACGACCCCACGCUGCCGCUCUCCCAGGUGGUGGAGGCGGGGGUGCCGAGCGCCCCGGCGGACGUGAGUGUGGCGGCGCACUGGCUGGCUGUGGACGGCGUGCAGCCCGCCACCCCUGAAAACGCCCCGCCCGCAGGCAUGCCCGCAGCAGCAGUGAAGGCGGAGGGGGGGCGGGCAGCAGAGGGCGGCGCACAGCGAGCAGGGGCGGGGGCAACAGGGGGGGCAGGUGGGGGGGAGGUGGUGGAGGUGAAGCUGCCCGUGAAGCACGUGCUGUCCAAGGAGCUGCAGUGCCAUCGCCUUGUCUCCUCAUCACAUCCUCUCAAAACCCGCUGCCAUCUUGCUUGCCCCCAGGUGAUGCGGUCGCUGGACGACUGCUCGCUGCUGGGCGGCCUCAUGCGCCUGGCCAGGGCGCUGCUGCUCAACCCGCACCUCCACAUGGAACCAUACCUGCACCAGCUGAUGCCGGCCAUGGUGACAUGUGUGGUGGCGAAGCGUCUGGGCGAGCGGCAGCACCACGCCCACUGGCACCUGCGAGCCUUCACUGCCGCGCUGCUCGCACUCAUCUGCCACAGGUUCGGCCGAGCCUACGCGUCGUUGCAGCCGCGGUUGACGCGCACGUUGCUGCACACUCUGCUGGACCCCAAGCGCUCGCUGCCUCAACACUUUGGUGCCAUCCGCGCUCUCACUGCCCUGGGACCCACCGUGCAAGCGGCAUCAGUGGCGGUGGCGCCUCACCUGCGCCUCUACCACCCGGCGCUGCUGCCCCGCCUGCUGGCGGGCGACGGGGUGGACGGGGCAGCACACGGUUGGGGGGGCGGUGGUGAAGGCGGCACGAGUGCAAGAGGUGCAGCAGGGGCAGGGGGCACAGCUGGGGUGGGUGGAGGGGCAUCGGGGGGGAUGAAGCGUGUUGGAGGGGGGGUGAGGUUCGCUGCCAGCCCGCGAGUGGCUGUACCUGCCGUGCGCACCGUGCCCCCUCUGCCGCCGCCACUGCCCUACGCGGCGGCGGGCAGGGAGGCAUCGCUGCUGCUCUUCUUCCCGGCACUGCAGUGCGGGCAGCAGCGCGGGGGCGGGCUGGCGGGGCUGGACGGCUUCCACAUGGGGCUGGGCGAGGGCGCCUACGACGACGACGACAGCAGCGAGUGGGAGGCGGGCGGGGUGGGGCGGCUGUGGGCCGUGGCGGAGCGUGUGGGGCCAGUGCUGGUGAGCAGCGAGAAUGGCAGCGGGCGCGACUACGAGGUGGAGGACGCUCCCACCAGGGCCGCUCUGGCCGCCCUGGCUGGGGUGGGCGGGGGUGCUGAGUCGCAUGGGCAGGGGACGGGGGGGAGAAGUGAAAGUGGGGAGAAUGUGGGCCUGCUAGUUGAGGGGCUGGUAUAUUUGUUGGGGGAUGCUAUGAUUCCUUUUGUGCCCACUGCACCCUUGUUCAUGCAUCUGUAA
This is a messenger RNA of Closterium sp. Yama58-4, 1722 nucleotides long. Lineage: Eukaryota; Viridiplantae; Streptophyta; Zygnematophyceae; Desmidiales; Closteriaceae. The record is from the annotation of a GenBank genome assembly.